ACAAAGUGCAACUUCUAGACGGAGGAGUUGAGAUGUCCAGUGUCACUUUCACGUCGGCAGACGCAAUAUAUUGUGUAGUCGCCGAUAGUCAACAAGAUGAUUGGUUUCCUAGUGCUUGUAGUUUUAUUCAGUGCCAUACUCCAGUUUCCCAGUGAAGUGAUUGAAAAUGUCGGUGGUAAAAUGCCCAGUCUGCUGGGCAGAUUCGGACACUCGGCUAAAUUGAGUUCAGAAGAAGAAAUGCGCACCGGUCGCUUCCUCAAGAAAAUAGCUUCUUAUCGGGGCAAGCCCACCGGCAACGCUAACGGCAAUAAAUAUUUAUCCAAAAUGAGAAGUGUCAAUCCGCUGUCGACUUUCAUGCCGUGCGAAUCGACCAACGGAGAAGACUCGGGAAUUUGUCUCAUUUCUCCCGUCUGCUCCUAUUACGGAGGCAAGGCCACCGACGGAUUCUGCAAAAUGGGAUUGACUUGUUGCGUCAAUGAGGUGAACUCUUGUGGGCCGCUGAUUACGUUUAACAACACUUACUGGCAAUCACCGGCCAUCAUCAGUUCGGAGAGCAGUUGCGGAUUGACAAUCAAAUUGGACCAGCAUCUCAUCGAACAAAAGAAGCCAAUCUGCCAGAUACGACUCGAUUUCCUAACGUUUUCGCUUGCGCAACCCAAUGCGGAAACCAUUUGCAGCGUUGACAGUUUUCAAGUGGCUGGAGCUGUUAACAAAAUCCCGGCCAUUUGCGGAGACAAUAACGGCCAGCACAUUUACUUGAUGCUCCCUCGCAUUUCGUCAAGUGUUCAGAUUGUUAUGACAUUCGGCACUUCCAACAUCCAUCGCAUGUGGAACAUCAAAAUUGCUCUACUACCUUGCGACGCGGAUUAUUUAGCUCCGGAUGAUUGCCUGCAGUAUUUCACCUCUCCAGUGGGUUCAAUCAUGACAUUCAACUGGAAGGAUAAAUCCAGCCGGAUAACCCGUCAACUGGCCGGCCAGGAUUAUUACAUUUGCUUCCGGACGGAACUAGUCAACAAUCACGCGAUCGCUCAGGUGGCUACUGCCCUUUGCCUUUCACACUGUGAGGUAUCCAGCGGUCUGCCGUUUAGUCUAUCCGGGAAUGUUCCUGGAACUAGCCAAGCCGCAGGUGAUGAAUCGUGCACCAACGAUUACAUCGUCUUCCCCGGAGGAUUCAGUCUGCCGCCGACCAUUCCAAUUAAACAGCGGGAUCGUUUUUGCGGGACCACUCUGUCACAAGUCGGGUCCGGCAACAUCUCCCAAACGAUUUGCAGCACAGCCAAGCCCUUUCGAUUGCUCUACCGGACGAAUGGGGACGAGUCAAUCACUCCCGUCGUCGAUGCUAAUCCGCUUCUAGGCAAUCAAGGAUUCUGCUUGAAAUACGAACAGAAAUUCAAUUUGGAAAUCGAUCGCCCACUUGAGAACGAAGAUUAAGAAUAGAUAUAUGCCCUGUGAUGACGACGCAUAUCGAUUCGAGCUGUCUGAGCGCGCCAUAUUCAAAUAUUCAUUUAACUGUGUACAGUUUUUCGUUUUAAUUCAAUCCAAGAUUUGAAAAAAA
Messenger RNA from Daphnia pulex (common water flea), 1555 nucleotides. RefSeq lists its product as uncharacterized. The transcript has 8 exons. NCBI's taxonomy places the organism in Eukaryota, Metazoa, Arthropoda, Branchiopoda, Diplostraca, Daphniidae. Bases 97 to 1431 code for a protein of 444 amino acids. The record is from RefSeq and is a predicted model, not a curated record.